UAUGAGGUCCACUGCUGGUGAGUUCAAAGCUUUAAAACUGAGCAGUUUCAAGUUUGACACUAACUACAACUCUUACAAGAGUGUUCCCGUUCCCGAAGAGCCUUCUGUUGCUCAGAGUGACAUUUCUGUCAAGCUUGAUGUUUUUUCUGAGAAAUUUGAUGGGUUGGAGGUGAAGAUCGAUUUGUUGCAUACUUCCCAACAGAAGAUUUCAUCUGAUUUGGUUGAGUUGAAAGAGUUUGUGUCUGCACAGUUUGUUUCUUUUGGUGCUCAGAUGGCUUCAAUGCAGACACAGUUUUCUACUGUUUUUGCCGAUUCUUAUGCUAAGGACAAAGGCAGUGACUCUUCCAAUGAUGAUGGUGGAAGUGGUAAUGAAGAAGAUUUUGAUUUAGAUGAAUCUGAAGAAUCUGAUGACAAUGAAGAAGAGAAUGUUAUGGGUGAUGAAGAAGGUGAGGGUAGUGAAGGUGAAGAGAAGGAUGGUCAAGCUGAUGAAGAUUCUGAGUCAAAAGAAAAAAAUGAUAAGGCCAGUGAUGAUGAAUGCACUGAUAGUGAGGAGAAGGUAGAUAAGUAGACAAUGUAACUAGGUUUUAGUUACUUUGUGUGGUUUAUUUUGUUGUAAGUCCGUUUAGGUAGUGGUCUUGUAAUUCUAUGUUCUUGUUAUGUCUCUUCUUAUGUUUUAGUUUUUUUUUUUAAAAAAAAAAUUUGCAACUAUUUUUCAGACUAUUUAUUUGUAUUUAUUAUGUUAUUUAGAUGGCUAUGUUUAUAGAUUAUGUUGUUCGCAAUUAUUUUUGGUCUUGUUAUUUUACUUGUUGUUUUUUAGUUGUUAUGUAGUUUUUUUUUAGUUGUUGAAGUCUUUUACAAAAAAAUAACUUCACUUUUUUUCUAUAUUCUUUUUCCUUUAUUUUCUGUAUCAAGAAUUUCGUUGAUUUCAAUGACGGGCCUACUCAAAUAGAUGUUGAGGCUACUGUUCAGUCCGGUGUAAAAGCAGUUGAGAUUAUGGUAAUGUUGCUUUUGUGUUGUUUUUUGGUUGUGUAAAGGUUGUUAUUUUUUAACCAUGCUCUAAUUACUUUUUAAUACCAUAUAUAAACAGAUGUCUUCAAAUGGAAUUGGUGGUGAUUCUAGUAAACAGAUUUCAGUUUCUGAAAAUGUUGAGGUUACGGAUCGUCGUCUUGUUUGUUUUGAGGUAUAUUUUUUUAUGGUUGUUUUUUAGUUUCUUCAUACUUUUUGUGUUUAACACUGACUUUUUUCUUUCAUUUUUAUGGAAAAAAUAUAUUAGAUGGGUGCAACAGGUCUCAAUGUUGAUUCUAACAUUGAACUUGAAGAUGACCCAAUUCCCGUUGAAGAAACUCCUCUUGUUGACAAGAGGAAAUCUAAGAAACCCAUAGCGUUGACGUCUCCGUUUAUGGAGUAUGACUCUUCCAUUUCUAGUUCUAAAGAUGGUUCUGGUUAUGGAGUUGUUAAGUAUGUGGCUGGUUUGUGUCCUCUUGAUGAUAAGAUUGGUGAAGAUGUAGAACAUAAAGACGAGAAUGAUUUUGACUUGUGGCUUGGUGAAGGACGGCGAUCGAAGAAAGAUCCGUAAGUGUUUAUUUUCAGCACUUUUGUUGUGUUUUUGUAUAUUUUGUUUUUUACUUUACUAUUUAUGUUUCAAUUCUAUUUUUUUUUUAUGUUAGGCAUGACAAGGACAAGGUUUACUUGAAGGGUAAGGAUAAGAUUGUUCCCCCUUUUCGUUUUGGCGUGGAAGAUGUUGCAACCAAGAUGUGGUUCCACAAGCUUGCAUAUCCUGGCCAAUGUUUAACUAAUUCUGUAAGUUAAUUUAUUUUUUCUUUUGAUUUUUUUCAAAAAUUUCAGUCUAUAGUUUUCUUCAUGUUGUUUGUUGGUUGUUUUUCAGUUGUUGAAAUAUAAUUCAUUUUCUUAUUUUUGAACAUUUCUCAUUUUUUAUUGUUUAGCAUUUGGACAUCAUUUUUUAUUAUCUACAUAAAAAAGGAAAGUAUGCAAAGGAGCCAAAGGUUAAGUUCACAACCACCGAUUGCUUAUUCUUCAAAACCAUUCAUGCUUUGUAUGAAAAAUUUAUUGCACAGAAAAAAGAUCUUUCUUUGAUAACUGCCCAGCAUGCCAUUGCUGAUUAUAUCAGAGGUAGAAAAAUGUUAUGUGGUUCCCCUUGGCAUUUGUGCGAUCAUGUUUUGUUUAUCAUCCAUAUGGAGACUGAAUCACAUUGGAUUCUUGGUCGCUUGAAUAUUGAGAAAAGGCGUAUGUACAUGUACAACUCCUUGUCGACUGCUAUGAAAGAUAGUGCUGCUAUCAAAGCUUGUCAGCCAUUUGCGGUGUUGUUGCCCCACUUUUUUGCUUUGUUUGAUGAGUUCAAAAAGGAAAACAAACCGGUUUGUUUAGACCCUUUCGAAGUUGUUAAGGUUGAUGGUUUGCCUCAACAAACCUCGAAGUAAGUUGUUUUUAGUUUUUAUUUUCAAGUGUUUUUUUAAUUUUGUAUGUUAUUUUCCUUUUUUAAGUUUUUAUGCUGUUGUUUUUUGGUUGUUUUCCAGUGACUGUGGUUGUUUCGUGGCAUCGUUUGCCGAAUACUUCAUUAAUAUGAAACCGAUUCCUCCCAUAUUUGAUGUUGAGAAACACCGUGAUAGGCUUGCUGUGUUGUUCUAUAAGUAUGCUCGCAUGAAAGAAGUGGAUUUUAUUGAUAGUGAAGAUGAGGCUCCUCCAAAGGGUCCAAAGAAGAAUUUGUCUUAGUUAUCUAUUGGUUGUUGUUGGAAAUAGUACUUUUUUAUUUAGCUUUUGUUUUUUGUAUUACCAGAUUAUGUUCAUAAUCAUAGACAAGUUGUUGUUUCUAUCAUGUUUUUUUUUUUAUUAUUGAAAUUG
Messenger RNA from Cannabis sativa, 2859 nucleotides. Its product is annotated as spore wall protein 2-like. The record is from RefSeq and is a predicted model, not a curated record. NCBI's taxonomy places the organism in Eukaryota, Viridiplantae, Streptophyta, Magnoliopsida, Rosales, Cannabaceae. Bases 2 to 568 code for a protein of 188 amino acids. The transcript has 2 exons.